Vitis riparia (riverbank grape) is the source of this 680-nucleotide messenger RNA. Its product is annotated as cysteine-rich and transmembrane domain-containing protein WIH2-like. Bases 114 to 404 code for a protein of 96 amino acids. The transcript is spliced from 3 exons. The record is from RefSeq and is a predicted model, not a curated record. Lineage: Eukaryota; Viridiplantae; Streptophyta; Magnoliopsida; Vitales; Vitaceae.
UAAUAUAUAUAUAUAUAUGAAUUCUCCUUUCUCAUAAACAAAACCCAACCAUAUUUUCCUUCGACGAUUAUUAGCGGAGGAAGGAGUCGAUCUCUGUUACUCGGCCGCGAAGUAUGAGUUAUUACAACCAGCAUCAGCCUCCGGUCGGCGUUCCGCCUCAGCAAGGUUAUCCGCCGGAAGGGUACCCUAAGGACGCUUAUCCACCGGCCGGGUAUCCUCCACAGGGGUAUCCUCCACAGGGGUACCCUCAGCAAGGGUACCCUCAGCAAGGGUACGCUCCGCAGUACGCUCCUCAGUACGGUCAGCCUCAGCCUCAACAGCAGCAGCAGAGUCAUAGCUCUGGUUUGCUUGAAGGCUGUUUGGCUGCUCUCUGCUGCUGCUGUCUUCUAGACGCUUGCUUCUGAUGAGAACCUGAAAAAGGGCGAUUCAAUUGAAGAUUGAUUUACGGCAACUGUGCAAGAAAUUUGAAUUCUAUAUUCAGUUCAUCUAGAAUGGUCUCUUUUGUUUCUGGGUUUCUCUCCUUUUCUGAAUAAUUAAAAACAUUUGCGUGAAAAUUCCUGUCUCUUUUUUUUUCUUUUCAUUUUGGUUCUUAGGUAUGUAAAUUUGUGGGAGAUUCUGAUUUUCUUCAUGGAAAUUGAAAUACGUCUUUGGAAUUUGAUCUAAAUUCUAUGGCUUUUCUA